Messenger RNA from Suillus discolor, 2331 nucleotides. RefSeq lists its product as uncharacterized. NCBI's taxonomy places the organism in Eukaryota, Fungi, Basidiomycota, Agaricomycetes, Boletales, Suillaceae. The transcript has 7 exons. Bases 1 to 2331 code for a protein of 776 amino acids. The record is from RefSeq and is a predicted model, not a curated record.
AUGACUCCAGGUUCUUUCAAUGACGUUCUUUCAUCGUCUGCGUCUACAACAUCGGGUUCCAGUGGUCGAACUCGAGUGGACUCCCUCCAAACUCCUGACCCUUCCAAAAUAACUGAAGGGAAGGUCAUAACUUUGACCACAGGUCUCACGUCCCUUGAGCCCCCCUCCCUGCGCUCAGAGACCUCCUCUCCGGUUUCAACCCAUUCUGAUGCCAAUUCACUUAUUGGCAGCACUCGCAGUUCCCGGCGUGGAAUGCGACCUGCAAGCAGGAGUCACCCAUACCUGCAUCGUGGUGCUCCUAGUACCCAACUGGAGCUGCGCUUUGCCCUGAAGGGAAUCCGAGGAACCCCUGACAUCAAACUUACUGAUGCCAUAAAGGGGCGGGACAUUUUCUUGCGUGGUCUCUCGUCUUUGUCAAGUGACACGAUAACGUUGGCAGCACACGCCAAACAUGCUGCGCGAGAAAACCACCGUCACAAGGUCAAGCAACUCGGUUGGGAGAUCCAAGAGGUAGAAUACAACAAGCUACUCCUCAAAGCAUUUGAGCGGAAGGAGAAGAAGCGACUGAAAAUGGCAGAGUCGGAUUAUCGCCUCUUCGAGAAGCUCUUAGUGGGACGAGAUCUUCCGGCUCUACAGCAGGAUGCUGAAUACCUGGAGGAAUCGCACGAUUCUGAGCUCGAUUCCCUAGCUACGGCUGAUGAGCAGCUCUAUCAAAUUUCAUCUGUAUCACCACUCGCAACAAAAUAUGUCUCUCACAGGCUUCCAAACAGUAGUGACACGGAGUAUGAGCAAGAUGAGGAGGAGGCUGACAAUGGGGAACGAUCCGACGAUUCCGAUUAUUCUGACGCCGAAUUGGAAGCAAGAUCUACUGGUAGGCGAAAGCCCAACGCUGCAAGGAAGGGUUUUCGGCCAGGGAUUCACUCGGACCUUAAUCCCAGUGGCCAGUCGGUCGCCAAUCAACUCGCCUUACCUGGUGAUCGCGCAACGACACCCGCAGAACAUCGCAUUCAGAUGCCCAUCUCACAGCAGCAUCAUGCACAACUUGAGCCCCAUUACCAUCAACCCCCACCGCCGCAAUAUUCCCAGCCUCAACACCAAGCUCCGCUCAUGCACCAUCAGCAACCCCCGGCCAUGCACCAUCAGCACCCCCUGGUCAUGCACCAUCAGCAACCCCCACCCAUGCAUCAUCAGCAGCACCCGCCCAUGCACCAUCAGCACCCGCCCAUGCACCAUCAGCACAACCCACUCAUGCACCAUCAGCAACCCCCGCCCAUGCACCAUCAGCAACCCCCACCCAUGCACCAUCAGCAACCCCCGCCCAUGCACCAUCGGGACGAGGAUAGAGCAUUAGCCGACGCAUAUGCUGGCGCAUUUGCCCUCCUCCACGAACCAUCGUCAAGGCAGCCAUCACAACCAGAUUUGGUCGGAAAUGGGUCUUUGGCCCCAUGGGGGGCCGCGCGGCUUGUCGCUCUGGCCCCCCUUCACUUGGGAGAGAACAUCCGUGGGGAGAGAACCCAGGGUGUUAUUCGAACUCAAAAACAUGUCUCCGACAGCGGGAGACGACGACGUAAUGCGAGACUUCCUCCCACGCCAGAGCUACUGUCAGCUGAUCCUGCCGCUGCACCUGAUUUGCCCGAGGGGUCUGGGUCAAUUGUGGACCCGCCCAUUUCGACUCGCAUAAAGCUCUCGACGAAAUCAGCCCGAAAGUUGAAAGAAACCGCAAAGAGUAAGCUUCGGGCGCUUCUACUGAACAUGGAUGCGGAAACAGAUGGUGCCCCGAAUGAUGAGCUUCGCGAUAAGAUGAUACGCAAUGCGUUGCAAGCCACGAAAAUUGAACAAUUUGGUCAAGCGGAAAUCGAGGAUAUCAAGGGUAUCAACAAUUUUAUGGUGGCCGCAAUAGCAGAUAUGCGACGCGGGUUCAAAGCUUACGCGAUGAAAACAGUUCCAGUUGGCUAUGGUCUGCGCCUGCCACUGUUUUCGGAACAGGAUGAGUCAGCGCAUGGGCGAGAUAGAAGCAUGGGUGACACGGAGGUUCGACGAUUACUGGAGAACGAAGUUCUCAUCAACAUGGUCAUUGACCUUUUGAAAGACGGAUUAUCGGACAUUGUAAAGGGCCCACUCGAUCGUUUGUUCGCAGCAUGUGGCGCAACAAUCCGCUGCGUGCUAUAUGCCCAUCGUACUGGUCAUUUCGUUGAUUUCUCUGUAAAUUCCUCUAUUUUUGAUGAUGCUUACCACGAGAUCAUGAACUACAUUACUACAACUAUUCAUCCUUCAGAUACUUUGCGUGAAAGGUUCGCGGCUGUACAGCAGGAGGUUCGCAAACGAGUUUAG